This is a messenger RNA of Suricata suricatta (meerkat), 1184 nucleotides long. RefSeq names its product RWD domain containing 3 (gene RWDD3). NCBI's taxonomy places the organism in Eukaryota, Metazoa, Chordata, Mammalia, Carnivora, Herpestidae. Gene Ontology annotation, biological process: positive regulation of hypoxia-inducible factor-1alpha signaling pathway; positive regulation of protein sumoylation. The coding region runs from base 1 to 804 and encodes 267 amino acids. Gene Ontology annotation, molecular function: protein binding. The record is from RefSeq and is a predicted model, not a curated record. The transcript has 4 exons.
AUGAGGAGCGUGAUUCUUAGCGAGGAUAACACUUGUGAAAGAGCAGUAAUGAGCACCCAGAGAAAAGAGAUGGGUGUGCCCCAACAGACAGAUGGGAUCGUGUUGAGAAUUCUCACAAAAGCUGAAGGACUUGUGGGUGAGGAUGUACCUUUAGAAUUGCUGUUCCAUUUACUGGCAAAUUACCCUUCAUGUCCACCUGCCAUCUCUAUUCACUCGGAGCACUUGACCCGGGCCCAGUCCAUGGCCGUGAAAGAGAAGUUACUUAAGCAAGCAGAGAAGCUUCUGUCGGAACCUAUGGUUCAUGAGUUGGUUCUGUGGACUCAGCAGAAUCUCAGGCACAUCCUCAACCAGCUGGAAACUGGAAGUGGCAGUGAGAAGUGUACCUGUGCGGCAGGCCCCACUGUGGGUGAGGGACCGUGGAUGACCCUUUUGCAUUUAGAUCACAUGAGAGCAAAGACCAGAUACGUCAAAACUGUGGAGAAGUGGGCUUCUGAUUUACAGCUGACAGGAAGACUGAUGUUCAUGGGCAAAAUAAUACUGAUUUUACUACAAGGAGACAGAAGCAAUAUCAAGGAGUACCUGAUUCUUCAGAAAACCUCCAAAGUAGAUGUGGACUCAAGUGGAAAAAAAUGCAAAGAGAAAAUGAUUAGUGUACUGUUUGAAACAAAAGUACAGACAGAACACAAAAGGUUUCUGGCAUUUGAAGUCAAAGAGUAUUCAUCGUUGGAUGAGUUACAAAAGGAAUUUGAAGCUGCAGGACUUAAGAAGCUUUUCUCUGAAUUUGUGCUUGGGCUGGUAAAAUGAAAUGGAAGACAGGAAUCUUUUAGUAAGAUUGCAGUGGUGUUUUGUUUUGUUUUGUUUUGUGUUUCACACUGGGUUUUGGGAAUGGCUAAUUAAAAUCCUCACAAGGGAACAAUUUUAAAGUUUCUCUGAAGCAAAAUGAUAGCGACCAUUCUAACUUCAGGAACAAAAACCAAUUUUGUUUAUGUAAUAUUAAAAAGUAGAAACAUCUAUGUAUUCCAGUUUUUUCCAGCAAAGUCUAGGUUCAAUAGAUGGAAUGUUAUUUGCAAGAUAAAUAUAAGACGAUGAUGGUAAAUGAGCCCUUGUGUUUAUAUAGUGGGUUUGUUUGGAACUGUGCAAUCUUCUGGCUAAUUUUCUUAUAAUUAAAUGAAUUUUCUUAAAGA